Messenger RNA from Phaethon lepturus (White-tailed tropicbird), 406 nucleotides. RefSeq names its product family with sequence similarity 206, member A (gene ABITRAM). The record is from RefSeq and is a predicted model, not a curated record. The annotation marks the transcript as partial. Gene Ontology annotation, cellular component: dendrite; filopodium tip; nucleus. Lineage: Eukaryota; Metazoa; Chordata; Aves; Phaethontiformes; Phaethontidae. The transcript has 4 exons. Gene Ontology annotation, molecular function: actin filament binding; actin monomer binding. Gene Ontology annotation, biological process: dendrite morphogenesis; regulation of filopodium assembly; regulation of actin filament polymerization.
AAUCUGUGUCAUCACUUUGGCAGAAGCCCAUCCUCUUCUUCAAAAUGGAAGAACAAUUACAAGCAUUAAUUACCAAAUCAGUGCCAACUGUAGCAGACUCCAGAAUAAGGUCUCUGGGAAGUCAAAAAGGGGAGCUCAAUUUUUAACAGAACUUGCCCCUCUGUGCAGGAUAUCUUCAUCAGAUGGAGAGGAAUACACCAUUUAUAGUUGUAUACGAGGGCGACUGAUAGAAGUGAAUGAAAACAUUCUUAGCAAUCCAGCUCUUCUGCAAGAAAAGCCAUCAACUGAGGGAUACAUUGCAGUGGUUCUACCCAAAUUCGAAGAAAGCAAGAGUGUAACUCAAGGACUUCUGACACAGAAAGAGUAUGAGGAAGUUUUAUUGAAACGUCUUAAUUCUUCUUCAUGA